AGAAAGGAUGGCCAGAAAGCCUCUGAGAUGCUAGAUGUGUCUCCUCAGGCCAGAAUCCAGCUCCAGGACCUGGAGGAAGAAGAGGCUGUGGGCAGUGCUGGGUCCAGUGAAGGGGCUAUUGAAAACAUGCCUAAGAACUCGGAGGACAAAGCCCAGAAUGCCACACCCAGCAUGCCCAGCAGAGCAAGGGCUCCGGGGCAAGACAAGACCAAGAGAUCCAGAGAAAACAACUGCAAGAAAACAGAGGAGCUCAAGCAGUCAAGGAACAGAGUCAAGGCAGACGAAAACACCACCAUGCCAAAGAACAAGAGGAAGAGGAAUCCACCUGAGCUCAGCCACAACAGCUUUAAAAAGCCUCGAACUCACCUUGGCAUGCACAUGCUAGAAUCCGUGCAAGUCUUUCAUCCACUGGGGAAGAAGAGUGAGAAGAAAACUGGCAUCUCUUCCUCCCGGGCUCGGCCAAACUUCAGAAGCAACAAAGAUCCCAGGACAGGCCCAGCCACCACAUCACUUCUGGAUGUGCCAUGUAAUGGCCGAGGCCCUGGUAAAACCCCAAGCAAUGCUCAGAGAACAGAGAGAAAUGAUUACAGGAAUGGUCGUCCAUCUCCAUCCCAGUAUAAGCUGCCCCCACCUGGCAAGGUCAAGUUAGUACCUCUAGCUUUUCCAGCCCUGGACAUGCCACAAGCAAGACCCAUUUCUACAAAGCCUCUCUCCCUGGCUUCACACAGGGCCCCUGCACUGUACCCUGUGAGACCUCAUUCUAUCUCAGCUCACUCUACCACACUCAAGCCAUCUAAACCAGCUCCUGCCAGCACUUCUUUGAUGGCCUCUGACAAGCCAGUUCUGCCAAUUGCUACCAGUGCCACACGAGAUAACAUAACCAACCCCAUCCAGUCUUGCACUGGGCCUCAGACAGCUGUCUCUAGGCCAGUAUCCUACAGGGCAUCAUCUCACCCUUCACUACAGAGGCAGCUUGCCUCUGCUGACAAGAACAAGGCCCCAUCACCUCCCAAACCUCAAAUCCAACAUCUACUGCAAGACUUCAGCCACCAACCAAUUCCAUGGAGGAAUGUCCACAUUCCAGGGCCAGUCAUCUCACAGCCCAUCACAGAAGAGCAGAGGCCAGAGAGGGAGACCAUGAAGAGGCGGGCUCAACAGGAGAGAGAGAAUGCCGCCAAGUACAACUCUCUGGGAAAACCACAGCUCUUCCUUCAGAGGCAGAAGGAUAUGGAUAUUUCCAGAUAUUUUGGCUAUGUCAUGUAAGGGCUGGCCUAGCAUUUGGAACACAGUAUUCUUCAAGAUAGAGAAGUGGUGCAAACGGAGACUUCUCUGGGAAUCACACCUCAAGCCAGAGACUCCAUCAGCUGCAGAAUGGAACUCUGCUACUCCUACACCCUGGAUUACCAGAUGAGGACACCACCUGUUAAUGGGCACAAGUCAUAAACUACCCUCAACCACAACCUUCAGAAUUCCUGGCAUUGCCACAAGCUCCAUGCCU
This is a messenger RNA of Peromyscus maniculatus bairdii (prairie deer mouse), 1498 nucleotides long. The record is from RefSeq and is a predicted model, not a curated record. NCBI's taxonomy places the organism in Eukaryota, Metazoa, Chordata, Mammalia, Rodentia, Cricetidae.